This is a messenger RNA of Branchiostoma belcheri (Belcher's lancelet), 859 nucleotides long. Its product is annotated as homeobox protein Hox-D8-like. The record is from RefSeq and is a predicted model, not a curated record. The coding region runs from base 199 to 837 and encodes 212 amino acids. Gene Ontology annotation, molecular function: RNA polymerase II cis-regulatory region sequence-specific DNA binding; DNA-binding transcription factor activity, RNA polymerase II-specific. Gene Ontology annotation, biological process: anterior/posterior pattern specification; regulation of transcription by RNA polymerase II. NCBI's taxonomy places the organism in Eukaryota, Metazoa, Chordata, Leptocardii, Amphioxiformes, Branchiostomatidae. Gene Ontology annotation, cellular component: nucleus. The transcript is spliced from 3 exons.
GCUUUAGAAGAAUCAUCAAGAGAAUCCGUUGUUGUGCCGAUCUAAUGGAUUCCGUAUGGCUGUAACCAUGUGCAGAGUGGUGUUGGUUUGAGUGAGAGAAUUGCAGGCUUGGGACCACGAUGCAGUAGUCGACACCUGAUUACUACAACGCCAGAGCGAAGAAGUGACGAUUUUCUCACCAUCUUCUAGAGACUUGCGAUGAGUUCGUACCUCAACAACACCAUGUACCAAAGAGGAGAGACAUUUCCACACGCGGGUGUGAAUUCUACGGUGGGAAACCAUCACCCGUACUACAGUAGCUGGUACGGGUACCCGGCCAACUUUCGCGCGGACAGAGACAACGUGUCGCCCGGGUGUACCUAUGCUGCCGCCGCUGGUGUAGUCGGGAACCACGGUCAAGUUCAGGACACUCAGGCGCCGGAGAACUGUUGUUGGAACGGGCAGGAGCAAGGUGCUCCUUCGGCAGUGCAGCAGCGACCGUCAUGCCAACAGGAAGAAAAAACAGCCACGAUGGGAAUGGCAACACAAUCUCAACUCGCUAUUCCAUUCUAUCCUUGGAUGCGUACAGCAGGACCAGAACGUCGACGUGGGCGUCAGACAUACAGUCGGUACCAGACCCUGGAACUGGAGAAGGAAUUCCACUUCAACAAGUACCUUACCCGCAGAAGGCGCAUAGAGAUCGCGCAUGCCCUGGGCUUGACAGAGCGACAGAUCAAGAUCUGGUUCCAAAACCGGCGGAUGAAACUCAAGAAAGAAGCCGCCAUGUUAUGCCCACCUAAAGCCGAAGAAACUGAGAAAAACUCCGACGGACAGUCGGAAAAAUCAGAAGAAGUGUAGCUCAAGGGUUAUCUAACCUAAA